AUGCAAUUAUCACUACUUGCUUCGCUCGCUAUUAUUUCAACAUUAUUAGGUUCAUCAAUCGCUGCUCCAACUGGUGGUCAAAAAAUCAACAUCAAAGAUAAUGGUAAUGGUACUUCAGAAGCUGAUAUUCCAGGUUCUUCACAAGGUGUUGAAUUCCCAUUUUCUGAAAAUGCAAUCAUUGAAGCUGUCUCUUUAGGUAAUGAUGUUGCACCAGUUGUUUUAAAAGAUUCAGUUUAUUUCAUUAAUACUACUAAAAUUGGACAUGAAUUAAGUGAUAAAUCUAAUGAUAAAUCUAAAAGAGAAGCUAAGUGGGGUGUCCCAGAUGAAGUGUCAAGUGAUCCAGAAUUCCAAGCUGCUAGAGCUGCUUUUAUGGCUAAGAUCCAUGGUAAUACAAAGACAAGUUUUGGUAAAAGAGAAGCUAAAUGGGGUGUUCCAGAUGAAGUUUCUAGUGAUCCAGAAUUUCAAGCUGCUAGAGCUGCUUUUAUGGCUAAGAUCCAUGGUAAUACAAAGACAAGUUUUGGUAAAAGAGAAGCUAAAUGGGGUGUUCCAGAUGAAGUUUCUAGUGAUCCAGAAUUCCAAGCUGCUAGAGCUGCUUUUAUGGCUAAAAUUCAUGGUAAUACAAAGACAAGUUUUGGUAAAUAA
Hansenula ciferrii is the source of this 642-nucleotide messenger RNA. RefSeq lists its product as uncharacterized. The coding region runs from base 1 to 642 and encodes 213 amino acids. Lineage: Eukaryota; Fungi; Ascomycota; Saccharomycetes; Phaffomycetales; Wickerhamomycetaceae. The transcript has a single exon. The record is from RefSeq and is a predicted model, not a curated record.